Messenger RNA from Coregonus clupeaformis (lake whitefish), 7193 nucleotides. Its product is annotated as ATP-binding cassette sub-family C member 4. The record is from RefSeq and is a predicted model, not a curated record. The coding region runs from base 169 to 4146 and encodes 1325 amino acids. Lineage: Eukaryota; Metazoa; Chordata; Actinopteri; Salmoniformes; Salmonidae. The transcript has 31 exons. Gene Ontology annotation, cellular component: plasma membrane. Gene Ontology annotation, molecular function: ATP hydrolysis activity; ABC-type transporter activity; ATP binding. Gene Ontology annotation, biological process: transmembrane transport.
GCACAGAUAAUCUAGUUUCACACGGGUUUUAUUAUCUGUUUUGAUUGUAGGCUAUGUGCUGCUGGUGAGAAAAUAAUCUAUAUUUUCUAUUAAGUUGCCUUCUGUAUUUAAUGAUAUCUUUUCAGCCACAUACAGAGGUUGUUUUCAGUUUACAGUCACUGUUAGAGUAUGGAACCUUUGCGGAAAGAGGCGAAGGAUAAUCCAUCGGCUACAGCUAAUCUUCUUUCCAAGAUUUUCUUCUGCUGGCUGAAUCCUUUAUUCCGUAUUGGCUAUAAGCGGAGGCUAGAGGAACAUGACAUGUACAAAGUUCUCCCAGAGGAUGGAUCCGAGAGACUAGGAGAAGAUUUACAGUGGUACUGGGAUCAAGAAGUACACAGGGCUGCUAAGGACCUGCGCACACCCAAACUAACCAAAGUCCUCAUUGCAUGCUAUUGGAGGUCCUAUUCUGUAAUAGGAAUAUUUACUCUCAUUGAGGAAAUUAUCAAAGUGAUUCAGCCAGUACUUCUGGGGAAGCUGAUCCAGUAUUUUGAGAGCUAUGACCCCGACAACAUGGAUGCUCUGUAUGAGGCCUGUGGCUAUGCUGCAGGUGUCUCCCUGUCCACCCUGGGUCUGGCUGCUCUGCACCACCUCUACUUCUACCAUGUGCAGCGAGCCGGCAUGAAGAUCCGGGUGGCCAUGUGUCACAUGAUCUAUCGGAAGGCCCUCUGUCUUAACAGCACAGCGUUGGGAAAAACCACCACUGGACAAAUCGUCAACCUCUUAUCCAACGAUGUCAACAAGUUUGAUGAGGUCACUAUCUUUUUGCACUUCCUCUGGGUGGGUCCUCUACAAGCAGCAGCUGUGAUGGUGUUGUUGUGGUAUGAGGUCGGCCCAUCAUGCCUUGCAGGAAUGGCCGUCCUGGUCUUCCUGAUGCCUAUACAGACUCUGUUCGGGCGCCUGUUCUCCUCCUUCAGGGGCACAACCGCAGCCUUGACAGACAACAGAAUCCGCACAAUGAAUGAAGUGGUCUCUGGGAUCCGAAUCAUCAAGAUGUAUGCAUGGGAGAAGCCUUUUGCAGCUCUGGUAGAUGAAGUCAGAAGGAAGGAGAUCUCCAAGAUCAUGAAGAGCUCUUACCUGAGAGGCCUCAACAUGGCCUCCUUCUUUGUGGCCAGCAAGAUCAUCGUCUUCAUCACCUUCACUGUUUACGUGUUGAUAGGGAACAGGAUCUCUGCCAGCCGGGUGUUUGUGGCUGUUUCUCUGUACGGGGCUGUGAGACUCACCGUCACCCUCUUCUUCCCCAAUGCCAUAGAGAAGGUCUCUGAGGCUCUCAUCAGCAUCCGCAGGAUCAAAAAUUUCCUUAUGUUGGAUGAAGUUCGGACGGAGCAGGAUCUUAGACUCCCUGUGGCAGAGAAGAAGGACUGUAUGGUGGAAAUAAAGGAUUUAAUCUGCUACUGGGACAAGACAAUAGACUCUCCGACGCUGCAGAACCUGUCUUUCACUUUGAGGUCAGAUCAACUCCUGGCUGUCAUUGGACCAGUCGGGGCUGGAAAGUCCUCUCUGCUCAGCACCAUCCUGGGGGAGCUGACCCCGGAUAAGGGCGUGGUCAAGUUCAAAGGUGAACUGACCUACGCAUCCCAGCAGCCCUGGAUUUUCCCAGGGACCAUCAGGAGUAACAUCCUGUUUGGCAAAGAGCUCCACCCUCAGAAGUAUGAGAAGGUCCUCCGAGCCUGUGCUCUCAAGAGAGACAUGGAGAUGCUGCCUGAUGGGGACCUGGAGGUGAUCGGGGACAGAGGGGCCACCCUCAGCGGGGGACAGAAGGCCCGGGUCAGCCUGGCCAGAGCAGUGUACCAGGAUGCUGAUAUCUACCUGCUGGAUGACCCUCUCAGUGCUGUGGAUGCUGAGGUGGGGAAACACCUCUUUGAGCAGUGUAUCUGUGGCCUGUUGAGGAAGAAGCCUCGCAUCCUUGUCACCCAUCAGCUGCAGUACCUGAAGGCUGCAGACCAGAUCCUAGUUCUGAAGGAAGGUCACAUGGUGGCGCGGGGUACGUUCACGGAACUCCAGGGCUCCGGAGUGGACUUCACCACGCUGCUGAAAAACGAUGAGGAGGACGAGGGGAAGGGGGACACAGAGCCUGCCCCAGGCACACUCACCGGCUCCCCACACACCCUAUCCCACAGCUCUAUGCCCUCCCUCUCCUCCUCCAUGCAUUCUGUGAUGGAGGGAGUGGACCAACCAGAGCCAGUGCAACACAUGGUGGAGGAGAGUCGUUCAGAGGGAACCAUCGGUCUCCAUCUUUAUCUGAAGUACUUCAGAGCAGGCGCUAACAUCCUGGUUCUCGUGGCCCUAGUUUUCCUUAACCUGCUGGCACAUAUCACAUAUAUUCUACAGGAUUGGUGGCUUGCUUACUGGGCCUCUGAACAGGAGCAUCUCAAUGUGACGGAGCCCAUCCACAAUGGUAGCAGUGCCACUCAGCAGCUGGACCUUGACCUUUACUUGGGUGUUUACGCAGGUUUAACGGGGGCCACAAUCAUAUUUGGCUUCCUGCGUAGUCUUGUGUUCUUCAACGUGCUGGUGAACUCAGCCCAGACCCUCCACAACCGCAUGUUCACUGCCAUCCUCCGCACCCCUGUCCGCUUCUUUGACAUCAAUCCCAUUGGAAGAAUCCUCAACAGGUUCUCUAAGGACAUCGGUCACCUGGACUCUCUGCUUCCCUGGACCUUUGUGGACUUUAUCCAGGUGUUCCUGCAGAUCCUGGGGGUGAUCAUUGUGGCGGCUGCCGUCAUCCCCUGGAUCCUCAUCCCCAUCGUCCCUCUUCUCAUCGUCUUCCUGUUCCUGCGACGCUACUUCCUGCAGACCUCCAGGGACAUCAAGCGCCUGGAGUCCACCACCCGGAGCCCAGUUUUCUCCCACCUGUCCUCAUCCCUCCAAGGUCUGUGGACCAUCCGUGCCUUUAAAGCCCAGCAGAGGUUCCAGCAGGCAUUUGACGCACAUCAAGACCUCCACUCCGAGGCCUGGUUCCUAUUCCUGACCACAUCCCGAUGGUUCGCAGUGCGUCUGGAUGGCAUCUGCUCCAUAUUUGUCACCAUCACUACCUUUGGCUGCCUGUUCCUCAGGGAUGACUUGAAGGCAGGUGCUGUGGGCCUGGCUCUGUCCUAUGCAGUGACCCUCAUCGGCAUGUUUCAGUGGGGAGUCAGACAGAGUGCAGAGGUGGAGAACAUGAUGACUUCUGUGGAAAGGGUGGUGGAGUACACCGAACUGGAGAGUGAAGCACCCUGGGAGACGGACAAACGCCCUCCACCUGAUUGGCCCAGGCAUGGUUUCAUCACCUUCGACCAGGUCAACUUCUCCUACUAUGCGGACAGUCCUGUGGUCCUGAAGAACAUGACUGCGGUCUUCAGAUCCAGAGAAAAGGUUGGCAUCGUGGGGCGGACUGGCGCUGGUAAAAGCUCCCUGAUCUGUGCUCUGUUCCGCCUGGCUGAACCUAAUGGCAGGAUUUCCAUCGAUGGCAUUCUCACCUCUGAGAUCGGCCUGCAUACCCUGCGCCAGAGAAUGUCCAUCAUCCCCCAGGACCCGGUCCUCUUCACGGGCACCAUGAGGAAGAAUCUGGACCCUUUCAGCCAGCACACAGACGAGGACCUGUGGAAUGCACUGGGAGAGGUGCAGCUGAGGACUGUGGUGGAGGAGCUGCCUGGGAGGCUGGAGACGGUGCUGGCUGAGUCGGGCUCCAACUUCAGUGUGGGUCAGAGGCAGCUGGUCUGUCUGGCCAGGGCCAUCCUCAGACGGAACAACAUCCUCAUCAUUGACGAGGCCACCGCUAACGUGGACCCCAGAACCGACGGCCUCAUCCAGCAGACCAUCCGGGAGAAGUUCAGGGAGUGUACUGUGCUCACCAUCGCCCACAGACUCAACACCAUCAUCGACUGUGACCGGAUCCUGGUUCUAGAUGCUGGGAGGAUCCAGGAGUAUGAUGAGCCCUAUGUUCUGCUUCAGAACCAGGAAGGAGCGUUCUACCAGAUGGUCCAGCAGACAGGCAAGGCAGAGGCAGCCUCCCUCCUCCAUGCAGCCAAACAGAUUCAUAUGAACAAAAGCCAUCCCAAUGUGACUAACGGACUGACGGACCUGAGCCUGUCCGAGGGGAGCUGUGUCAUCUUUGAGACGGCCCUGUGACAGACCGGACACCAUUGUCUGACCUUUGACUCCUGUAAUGUGGCCCUCUGUGCUGGCCACACCAUGAGGAUGCCUCACACGCUGUACCAGAGGUGACCAAAUAUUAUCCAGCUCUUGAAUUCACAAUGCCUUCUUCAAGACAUCGUUUGUGGCCAGGGCUGCCGGCAAACGUGGUGAGCAGGCAUUUGCCUCCGCACUUUUCAAUUAGAUGGGCCAGUGCCCCACCAGUUUUGAUUUGGUUUAAUAAAAUAAAAAAAGGCAAAAGCAGUGAAAACAGUGACAAAGCAGGCAUACUGUUUUUUUUAGACUCACUUGCCUUGCCUCAUAAUUCGUCAAUGUAUGCACUAUGUCCUUCUCGUGUGUGUUGACCAGUCAGAUUCAUGAAAAUCACAGGUCAGGCAUGGCGCACGCCAAUAGACUCCACAUUCCUCUGAUAUUAUUUUAGCAAAUGGGGAAAGAACUCACUCCCGACAGACUCAAGCAAUUCGAUCCGACAUGCUGUAUCAGUCUGGUAAACUGCAGGCCUAGCCUCUGCGCGCUGUCCCAUCUGGCCAGGGGAAACUAGCUGUAACGUUGUGUUCAUAGCCUAAGCCAAUUUAUUUGUGUUAAGAGGAAAUGUGAAUGUGAUAAAAUUGUGUUUAUAUUCAAACUUCAGUUAGCUAGGCUACCUAGGCCUUUUUUAAUCCAAAAUGUAUCAAAUCAACAAAUAGUGAUGACAUAGGCUAGACUUUGUUAAUGCACCUGUAACUUUUUAAUUACAGAUGUACAGUGUAUAGGCCUACACAGGGAUGGAACUUUUUUUGGGGUCACUGGCCAUUCCAAUCCCUGGGCCUACAUGAUGCAACCAUAGACAUUAAAGGGGAUGCAACCCUGCGUAAAGCAAGCUCAGUCCUGUAAGUUAUUUUGUCUAAUCACAGUUGUGUCCUGUUAGUCUAGUUUUAAAAUAUAAUUAAUAUGAACAAGUACAAGGUUGCUGCAGUUUGACAGGGUUUUCAUUCUCCCUAUAGGGCCAGGAGUUUUUCCAGGAGUUUAAUACUAUGUGACUUGAUUAGAAAAACUCUGUCCUCAUCAUAGCCCAUAUAAAUCAGUUUUGAAACUGAUUAAUCACUAUGUCAUACCCUACACAGAGAUUUACUAUAAGGUCUGAAAGGUACUUUCUCAUCGGCCAAGUCAGCAGUAUUUUUUUGGUUGCCCGAAGAUUAUGGUCACUUGCCUGAAAAUUGGUAGAUAGUUAUUUACAAGCAGAAAUGCCAUGAGGUGUUGGUCUCUUAAUUAAACAACAGGGAGGAAGCAGAAAAAUCUGUAACUGGCCUGCUACAUUGGAUGCGUAUCUCAAACUUUUACAGAGCGCAAGACACUCCUAUUCAUUUCAACAACCUGGGCGCUCAUAUUUAAUUUCAACAACAUUUCUAAUGGAAGGAAAGCGGUGAGGAGCAGAGUGGGCAGGGGAAUGUUGGGCGACAGGAGCAUGGGUGAGGGGCGCUGAACAGGGCGGGACUAAAGUUGGGCAAAUCUUAUCACACCGCGAGUAACCAUUCAAAGGUCAUAGCCAAUCCAGUAGGUGUUGGAAGCUAACAAUGGCUGUUGAUACGUAGCACUACCUAACAUGCAUGCUAGCUUGUUAGCACCCACAUGAGGGCAAAGCUAGCAUGGCUAGGCUAGGCUAGCGUGGCACCGCUAUAUAUUUAGUGUAUCUUGGCCGGAGCAAUAGGGUAAAGUGACUCGCUCUGCUAGCCCUGACCAAAAGUUAUGCUCCCAGUGUAGCAGAUAAAAAACAAUCUGCUUCUUUUGCGAUGCCCCGACUGGAAUUCUUUGCAGUUUGGUUGUUUUCAGUUCAAAAUCCCUUGCCUAAUGGAACAGCGACAGAGCAGGCUCAACUUUCUCGGCUGCCAUAAAUGCCAUAAAUUGUCUGUCUUUCACUUAAACAAUGGGGAUGAACCAGAAAGAUUCGUUUUAGGCUAAGCCUACUGGAAUUCCUUACAGUUUUGUUUUCAGUAAAACAAAAUCAACUGGGGCAACUUUAGAGCAGGCUCAACUUGCCCGACUUCUCAGUUCACUUGCCCCAGGCAAUAGGGCAACCCUUAAGGUCCCUGCUACAACUAGGUUCUGUAGUUUUACCUGGUUACCAUCAUGAGUAAAAAAAAUGUCCCCACCUCUCUGGGACAUGUGGUGCCACCUCUGUGUGUCACAUGUGAUCAGCAUACAUAGGCUAUGGGUCCAUAACUGCCCAGGAGAAGUUGUUUGAAGCAAUGUGUGCCUUUAUUGAAACAAAUGACUGGUUGUGUUGUAUUGAUUUAUGUUCUGCGAUAUUUGUUUUGUAUGUGUGUUGCAUGGCCCCUGGGGUAGGAUUAUUCAUAAUCCUGCAUUUAGGUGCUUGUAAAGAUUUAGGGGUGUGGAGUGUUUUUUUUAAUGGUACAAUAAAAAAGUAGCUUAUACUGGUUGGAUACACAUUUUGGGUUAUUCAGAGUAAAACCUACCUAUCUGUACAGUGGGUUUGACCAGUGAUUCUGAAUGGUUUUAAGUCAAAUUUGAUUUUGUACUUGUGUACCAGAGAGGAUGCACCUGUCUAAUUGUUUUCAAUAAUCAUUGUGCCUUGAUCAGAAUAUUGAUCCUUUGUAAUUGCACUGUAUUCAUUGAUUGUCUUAUAAGACCAGAUUUGGUCUUCUUGUUCUCUGAGUAGAAUGACUAUUGCUACCUCUUUUUUGGAAUAAAGCUAUGAAUGGAAAGCAGGUCAGAAGUAGAUGGAUUAUGUGUUAGCAUGUAUACUAGAUGACCACUCAAAGAGCCUAUGAAAUGAUGCGAAAGGCAUGAAUGUUUUUGAAGAAAGAAAUAGUGUGUACUAUCAAAAGGUUUUUCUCCACUCUGAUCAUCUGAGCUAAAUAUGCUGCUUAUGUUAUAUGUAUGCUGUUAUGGAACUUUAACCAUUGAUCCACUGUUUCAGUUUGUGGGACUACUACCAUCAGAUGAUUGACUCUUAAGCUUUAUCAAUAAGCUAUGCAAAAAAUCAAGACACAAUAUGACCAUUAAAGAUGCAAUGUGAAUGUAAU